Alternaria burnsii is the source of this 3828-nucleotide messenger RNA. RefSeq lists its product as uncharacterized. The transcript has 11 exons. The coding region runs from base 1 to 3828 and encodes 1275 amino acids. NCBI's taxonomy places the organism in Eukaryota, Fungi, Ascomycota, Dothideomycetes, Pleosporales, Pleosporaceae. The record is from RefSeq and is a predicted model, not a curated record. Gene Ontology annotation, molecular function: serine-type endopeptidase activity. Gene Ontology annotation, biological process: proteolysis.
AUGAAGCUCUCACUUCUUCUCGCACUUCUGCCCGUGGCUCUUGCCCUUCCCGCCCCGGUCAUCGUUCCCCGUGCUGGCAGUCCUAUUCCCGGGAGAUACAUCGUCAAGAUGAAGAAUGAGAACCUCCAGGCACUGAUCGAUGCUGCCUUGAAGGUUCUCAAGAAGGACCCUGUCCAUGUCUACAAGUUCGCCGGCUUCGGCGGUUUCACUGCUGAUAUCGCUGAUGACAUUGUUGAGCUGCUUCAGAACCUGCCCGGUGUUGACUACAUAGAGCAGGAUGCCGUUGUUAAGGCCAACCUGGGCGAGGUGCACCUCGAGAAGAAGGCCUACGUAACUCAGUCUUCUUCUACCUGGGGUCUUGGUCGUAUCUCCCACCAGGCCAGGGGUAUCAGCUCCUACACCUACGAUGACUCUGCCGGCGCUGGUACUUGCGCCUAUGUCAUUGACACUGGUAUUUCCACUACCCACCCCGAGUUUGAGGGCCGUGCUACUUUCCUCGCCAACUACGCUGGCGAUGGCUCAAACACCGAUGGCAACGGUCACGGCACCCACUGCGCCGGUACCAUUGGAUCCAAGACCUACGGUGUAGCCAAGAAGACUAAGCUUUACGCUGUCAAGGUCCUCGACGCUAGUGGUUCUGGUACCAACUCAGGUGUCAUUGCCGGAAUCAACUACGUCGCCAAUGAUGUCAAGACCCGCAGCUGCCCCAACGGUGCUGUUGCUAACAUGUCUCUUGGUGGAUCCCGUUCUACCGCUGUCAACACUGCUGCAGCCAACGCUGUCACCGCUGGUGUCUUCAUGGCUGUUGCUGCCGGUAACGAGGCUCAAGAUGCUGCCAACUCCUCGCCUGCAUCGGAACCCACUGUCUACACUGUUGGUGCCACCGACAGCUCAGACCGUCUCGCCUCCUUCUCCAACUACGGUUCCAUUGUUGACAUCCUUGCUCCCGGUGUAUCCAUUCUCUCCACCUGGCUCAACGGCGGCACUAACACCAUCUCCGGUACCUCCAUGGCCACUCCCCACGUUGCUGGUCUCGGUGCCUAUAUCCUAGGUCUCGAGGGCAAGAAGACCCCUGCCGCUCUCUCUUCCCGCCUCACUGCUCUUUCGCUGAGGAACAAGAUCACUGGUCUUCCCUCCAGCACCAAGAACUACCUUGCCUUCAACGGCAACCCCAGCGAUGGCUUUAUGCAGGGUCUGCUGAUAGAUGCAUCCUUGUCGACUAAGAAGGUUGACUAUAUCCAACAAGAUGCGAAGGUGUACGUGUGCGAAACGAAGACACAGCUGAACGCUACGUGGGGCUUGGGUCGAAUCUCGCACAUUGAGCCUGGUCAGAAUAAUUACCUUUACGAUUCCACAGCUGGCGAGGGUACAUGUGUAUAUGUCGUCGAUACCGGUAUCGAGACCACUCAUCCAGAAUUCGAGGGCCGCGCCUACUUUCUUGCAGAUUUUAGCGAAGAGGGAGACCAGAUUGACGGUGCGGGACAUGGUACUCAUGUUGCUGGCACAAUUGGUUCCCUCACAUGGGGUGUGGCAAAGAAGACGACUCUUUUCGCAGUCCGAGUGCUGGACUCUUUCGGUACCGGUACAAAUGCUGGCGUCCUUGCCGGUAUGCAGUUCGUUAUCACGGAUGCAAAAGAACGUAUGGACGCUGGAGAUUGCCCGAAAGGAGCCUUGGCCAAUAUGAGCCUUGGGGGAAGAAAAUCUCAAGUCAUGAAUGAUGCUGCUGCUGCUAUCGUUGCGGCAGGUAUCUUCCUUGGUGUCGCCGCAGGCAAUGAGGGCACGUUGGCUGAUUACUCAUCUCCAUCAUCUGAACCUACUGUAUGUACCGUGGCCGCUACAGCAAACAACGAUACGCUCAUCGAAUGGUCCAAUUAUGGUCCCCGAGUCGAUAUUCUGGCACCUGGUGUUGAGAUCACCAGCACUUGGAUUGGUGGAGGCAUCAACACUAUAUCUGGAACCCUCACCAAGCCUCCCAAGAGCACUGCCUCUCACCUGAGACCUUUCUCAUCCCGCUCCACAUCUGGCGCAUCGAUACAAGUCAUGGCGUCAUACUUCGAUCUCCCGCCGUCGCAGAAGGCCGCGCCAGCUGCGAGUCUAGAUCAAAUACCUCAGGACCAGCGCAAACAAUUAGGUCGCAUGAACAGCUUAAUGUCCCCUGCAGUUACACAGAUAUUGGAAGGACUAGGCGACGACCACUCAGACAGCGAUAGCAGCGAAGGGGACAUAUCUGAACAAGAAGAGCAACGUUCCACUCGACAUACCAAUAAAUCACUCGAGCCUCAGCGGCUGAGCCAAGACAAACAAAAGCAUAUCGCUGGCCAGAACCCUCGACCUUCAUCAUUGUCACCAAGCAGAAGUUCUCGGAAAUCGGGUACCGGCAAAAGUUCAAUUCACUCUAAAACUUCUUCGGCACGUGGCAGCGGAGAAAACUCCGCAAAGCUCAGACAAAAACAGCCUCACAUGGCGCGAUUCCACUCUCUUCGCAGCAUGCUUUUCCAACAGAGAAUUGAAGACCAAAUGAAGACUGUCACACAGGAAGACUGUCAGAAUGAACAAAACGCGGCAGACAAGUGGCAUAAGCAACACGAAGAACGCCAGAUGCACCGCACGGGGACACUCGAGAAGGACUCAUCAGGGAAGAGUGGAAUUGGAAGCAGACUGAGAAUGACGGUAAGAAGGAUGACAACAAAAGAUGCGGGGAAUAUGGAGAAGAUCAGGGAAGAUGGCGCACCAGUCGAAUUCAAUGAUCGGGCAUCAACGGCCUCUUCAGACGUGGAAGGAGAACAAAGGAAUCCAUACGAGAGUGAUGGAGAGAGCAUCGAUCAUUCCGACGUGGAAGAAUUAGUACGUUGGGUCAGUCGACGGGAUCCACCCAGUGACGGUGAAAGACGAAAAGACAACAGUGUGGUGGAGGCUAAAGAGGAUAGUGGCCACGAGAGCCUUGGGCCGUCGGAUGUUGAUGAACUGGUUCGUUUCGCCAGCAGAAAAUCUGACGCCAAAGAGACUCGCUCGAUCAACGACGGACAUUCGGGGUAUAGCGAUGCGUCCACUGAGUCUGACAGCGAACUCAGAGAAGUAUCUUCAGAUGAAGAAGAGGACGCAGAUGACCUCGUACGCUGGAUAUCGCAUCGCGACGGACCUAAAGCAGGCCCAGUGCGUAGGAACUUACAACGAGCGGAACUGGACUCUGAUGUAGGAGAACACUACGAGUCUGAUGUACCAGAACUAGGUCGCUGGUUCAAGCGCCACGACGGCACUAGCGGCGAGUCUGCAGCGUCUACGCCCGUCAAGGAGACUUUUGACGAGUUUGACGAAGAGGAGCAGCGUGGUCGCCCAAGAAGCCGCGAGGAAACUGAACCAAUCAAGGAAAAGAGGCAUAUUACAGACGACGACGUCGACGAACUUGUCCGCUGGGUGAGCAGGAAAGAUUCCAAACAGCAGGAACCACCCGUGCUAGAAGGCGAUAAUCCAAUUGGCUGUCUAAAGCGGGAAGAGGAAGCGAAGCAGCAACAAAUCGGCAUGAGUGUCGAUGAUGGCAGUCUCUCCCAAGCUGACCUACCGGAUGUUGUCGAACAUGCGCGAAAGACGAGCGGUGGUCCCACUAAUUCUCCACCAACAGGCCCAUUUGCAGUCGAAACCGGCGAUUUGCGAGUACUAAGGGACGAAAAGACAAAAGCGGUUAACCCAGACCGUGACUCCCAGCGCGAUCUAGACGGGCAGAGAGGAAGUCUAGACGAGAAGAAACAAGAGCUAGGCAUGAGUCAUGAUGAUGAGAGUCUGAGCCACAGCGAUGUGCAAGACCUGAUCGCACACGUAAAGAAGAUCUGA